Messenger RNA from Cynocephalus volans (Philippine flying lemur), 1948 nucleotides. RefSeq names its product solute carrier family 25 member 47 (gene SLC25A47). Gene Ontology annotation, molecular function: transmembrane transporter activity. Gene Ontology annotation, biological process: transport. Bases 1 to 1176 code for a protein of 391 amino acids. Gene Ontology annotation, cellular component: mitochondrion. Lineage: Eukaryota; Metazoa; Chordata; Mammalia; Dermoptera; Cynocephalidae. The record is from RefSeq and is a predicted model, not a curated record. The transcript is spliced from 6 exons.
AUGGGCGGGCGAGGCGCGGACAACGCCCCGGGCCCUGCGCGCCGCCGCCUCUCCUCAUUGGCUGGGCGUGCCCGGGCGGGGGGACGUGGCGGGCGGCGCGGAGGGGCCGCAGACAAAGAGUGUGCUUGGUGCGCCCGCCCGCGCCGCCCGGGCGGGAGAGGGCGCGAUGCGGCCUCAGCUGCGCCGGACGGCGCUCGCUCCGGGCUGGGCCCGGGGACCCUGGACCUGGGUUCGGAUUCAGACGCCGCCGCUGAACCUCAGCGUCCUCCGCUGUGUGGCAUCAGCGGCGUUGCUGUGGGCUACCCUCUGGACACAGUGAAGGUCAAGAUCCAGACGGAACCGAAGUACACAAGCAUCUGGCACUGUGUCCGGGACACAUAUCGCCAAGAGCGGGUGUGGGGCUUCUACAGGGGCCUCUCGCUGCCUGUGUGCACUGUGUCCCUGGUUUCGUCUGUGUCUUUUGGCACCUAUCGCCACUGCCUUGCGCACAUCUGCCGGUUCCGGUAUGGCAGCUCCGAGGCCAAGCCCGCCAAGGCCGACAUCACGCUCGCAGGAUGUGCCUCUGGCCUCGUCCGCGUGUUCCUGACAUCACCUACUGAGGUGGCCAAGGUCCGCCUACAGACACAGAAGCAGGCACAGCAGCGGCGACCCUCAGCCUCGUGGCCCUCAGCUGCACCCUCACUGUGUCCUGCGCCCCCAGCAAGUCCAGUGCCUGGACCCAAGUACCAUGGGCCAUUGCACUGCCUGGCCACAGUGGCCCAUGAGGAGGGGCUGCGGGGCCUCUACAAGGGCAGCUCGGCCCUGCUUCUCCGGGAUGGCCACUCCUUUGCCACCUACUUCCUCUCCUACGCCAUCCUCUGUGAGUGGCUCACCCCCACUGGCCACAGCCAGCCAGAUUUCUUGGGCGUACUGUUGGCUGGAGGCUGUGCAGGGGUCCUGGCCUGGGCCGUGGCCACCCCCAUGGACGUGAUCAAGUCCCGCCUACAGGUAGACGGGCAAGGCCAGCUGCACUACCGGGGCCUCCUGCACUGCAUGGUGACCAGUGUGCGGGAGGAGGGGCCGAGGGUCCUCUUCAAGGGGCUGGUAGUCAACUGCUGCCGUGCCUUCCCUGUCAACAUGGUGGUCUUUGUCGCCUAUGAGGCUGUGCUGAGGCUCACCCAGGGUCUGCUCAUAUAGCUGGUCCUGAUUCCCCAGGGGCCAACCUGCUGGCAGCUUCCAGAGGUCACAGUUGCUCGAGGUGGCAAAGGGGAGUGUUGUUGGGGUUGGAACCCCAAAGGGCCAUCCCCCAGGACAGCUGGGGAGCCUCGCUGAAGCCAAUCAGCAAGGCCUGAGCAUGGCCUGCCCAGCUACUGGCUACAAGAAGGUCAAGGGCUGAUCUGCCACCAGCCCAGGGUUGGCCUUAGGGCACAAGAGCCAGGGAGGAGUAGGCCUCCUUGCUGAGGGCACCUGUCACAUGGAGUUGUUAGUCAUGUCACUUCUUCACUCCAGCUUCCUUAUCGUGCCUCCCCCCAACCCCCUCACUGUGUCUUCAGAGUUCCCCUGCAUUGACCCGACUGUGCACCCAGCCACCCUGCCACGUCCCUACCGCUCAGCCCUGCACUGCUGUUCAGUGUGCUUUUCACACACUGUCCCCUCGGGGGCAGGCUCAGCUGGUCUCCCUCCCACAGACAGGGCUCGAGGCAGCGAGGCAGCCCUGGGUCAGCACCCACCUCUGGCUCCGACCAGGCUUGUCCCCUGCACCAGCUGCUCUGAGAGGGCACUGCUGGGACAGCUGUGCUCACCUGGGCUUUGGCUCUGGCAGGGGCCUGGGUCACCAUCCGCGCCUGGGUGGGGAACAUGGUGCGAGGUUCACUCACACACCCUCACUCUGCCUAUGGAGGCGGUGCCUGCCAUAUGAGGACCCUGAAGACUCAGGCAGGAGCUGUUGUGAAUAAAAUGUUUCUGAGGA